This is a messenger RNA of Medioppia subpectinata, 600 nucleotides long. NCBI's taxonomy places the organism in Eukaryota, Metazoa, Arthropoda, Arachnida, Sarcoptiformes, Oppiidae. The record is from the annotation of a GenBank genome assembly.
UUGGCCAAAGCCGGGCUCAUCACCGCAUUCAUCAACACUAAUCAACGCUUGGAAGCGCUCACCCAUUCAAUCACUGUUGUCAACUGCAAGGCUGUGAUAUAUGAGCCACAAUUGGCCAAAUCGAUUCACGAAAUACUUCCAGCGGUGAAAGAGAAGAACCAAUCGAUGCGAUACUUCAGUUUCGGCGCUCAUGUGGUGCCCGAGGGUCGGGACAUACCGUCGCAGCCGUUACACGAGCUGUUGGACCAGUCGUCCGCAACCGAUCCCAUCACUCUAGCGAAGGGCAACUUCUCGGACAAACUGUACUACAUAUUCACGUCGGGCACCACUGGUCUGCCGAAGGCGGCCGUCAUCCGCAACCAUCGGUUUCAGUACAUGGGUGUCAUCAUUAGGUCGCUCUUCAAUUUCACCCACAAAGACAACAUGUACUUAACGCUACCCCUGUAUCACAAUAACGCCGGUACUAUGGGCUGCGCUCAGGCCGUCCUCUUUGGCAUAACCCUAACCCUAAGGGAUAAGUUUUCGGCCUCUAAUUUCUGGGACGACUGUAUUAAAUACAAUUGCACCGCAAAGCCUACGUUUGCGUCGUCCUGUACAUAA